This is a messenger RNA of Cladocopium goreaui, 681 nucleotides long. Lineage: Eukaryota; Dinophyceae; Suessiales; Symbiodiniaceae. The record is from the annotation of a GenBank genome assembly.
AACACAUCCCCGCUCCGCUCCGCAUCGCCUUCAGCGCUUCGCUGAGCAAGCCAUGGGAGCUGGGGCCUCAACGACUGGCAUCGCCGGCAUCGCAGAGAAAGAGAUGAAGAGCCUUCGGGAAAAACCUCAGGUGAUUCUGGUCGAGAGAACUGUCUCCCAAGUUGAGGAUCAGAUGAAUCUUCAGUCCUACUCAUCCUGGGACAGUCUCAGUGACAGUGACUGUGAAUCCGAGAAUCUCGAGCUCGAAGCUCUUGAAGCUCUCGAAGCUCCAGUGGCGCCCAAUCGACAGGAUCAUCUCAAGUGGCUAGAAGAAUUGGAUAUUUUUCAGGUCGAGGCUGAAGAGGAACCCGAGGCCUUUCUGGCGCUCUUCAAGGAUAGAGCUCUGGAAUUGGAUGCACAACGCUGACUUGGACCCGGCGGGUGGUCUAGAUGGCUGUGAUGCUGAUCCUCUGGAUGCCUAACCAAGACGAGCCUCACAGUAUCCGAACAAAAAGUUGAAAACGCCCUCAAACUCAAUUAGCCGCCAGGGCUUGGGUUUUUUUCCAGGGCGCGAAAAAAUCAAUAGGAAUUAGAUUCCGCCUGUCCAAGCUGCUUCGCCCCCAGGGGAUUUUCAGGCUUGGAUCAUUUUGGAUGGGACGAUCGAGGAUCUCCAGAGCACAUUUUGCAGCACCCAUUCGUGAC